Molecule: messenger RNA, 3920 nt
Organism: Panthera uncia (snow leopard)
Lineage: Eukaryota; Metazoa; Chordata; Mammalia; Carnivora; Felidae
Gene: NOX5
Product: NADPH oxidase 5
Exons: 17
Coding region: 645-3047 (800 amino acids)
Biological process (GO): superoxide anion generation; defense response
Cellular component (GO): plasma membrane; NADPH oxidase complex
Molecular function (GO): calcium ion binding; superoxide-generating NAD(P)H oxidase activity
Source: RefSeq, a predicted model, not a curated record
AAAACACAGUCUCUGGAGUUAGCCUACCAUGGUUGAAUGCCUGCCUGCCACGCCAUCUGGACAUGUUAUUUCACAUCUCAGAGCCCCACUUUCCUCUUCAGUGGCUUAAUGAUGAUAAUGCCCACCAGACAGCACUGUGUUAUAUAUUUACCUGAACGCUGUGUAUACAGUCCUUAGCACACUGUAUGGCUCAGAGUGAGUACUUCAACAUUUCUGUUGGUAAUCAAUGCUAUUGGGAUCAAUGAAGUCUCAGUUGGCUCAUUAGGUGCUGAGCAGAGUCUACUCGGACUUAUUGGUGAUUUAUUAUUAUUAUUAUUAUCAUUAUUGCAUGGUGCAUUUCUAGAUCUCCUACCUACUGAUCUCCUUGAGGGAGGGGAAAUGCAAGAUAUCGGGCCAGAUGGAAGACAGCCAACAUCUUUCCAGAUAAAUCCUUGCCCCACUCUCGCAAUAGGCUCCUUGUUGGAAUUUCUCAGGAGCAAGUUGGCCAGUGACCAACACGUGGGUGACCGAGGGGCUGUGGGUGUGAGCAGGGCUUUAGAAGACUCAGGAAGAGGAGGAGCUGGAGAGAAGUGAACUGUGGGUUCCUCGACGCAGGCUGCCGUACAGACCACAGCCUCUCUGUGGUCUAGAAAACAGGAGAAAGGAUGAGCACACCGGGAGACCCAGCCCAACCAGACCUUGAAAGUUGCAGAGGCACCAUGAGUGCCGAGGAGGACGCCAAGUGGCUUCAGUGGGUGACACACCAGUUUGAGACCAUUGCGGGAGAAGACCGGGAGAUCAACCUGCAAGAAUUCAAAACAGCCUUGAAUGUGAAAGAGUCCUUCUUUGCCGAGAGAUUCUUCGCCCUGUUUGACUCCGAUGGAAGUGGCACCAUCACGCUCCAGGAGCUGCUGGAGGCGCUGACCCUGCUCAUCCACGGCAACCCCAUGGACAAACUCAAAUUCCUCUUCCAGGUGUACGACGUUGACGGCAGCGGCUCCAUCGACGCGGAUGAGCUGCGCACCGUGCUGCAAUCGUGCAUGCGCGAGAGCGCCAUCUCGCUGCCAGACGAGAAGCUGGACCAGCUGACGCUGGCGCUCUUCGAGUCGGCCGACAAGGACAACAACGGCGCCAUCACCUUCGACGAGCUCCGGAACGAGCUGCAGCGCUUCCCCGGGGUCAUGGAAAACCUGACCAUCAGCGCCGCCCACUGGCUGACGCCCCCUGCCGCCCGGCCGCGCAGUCGCCGUCCUCGCCCUCUGACCUCCGCCUACUGGCACAACCACCGCAGCCACCUGCUCUGCCUGGCCGCCUACGCGGGCCUCCACGUGCUGCUCUUCACUCUGGCGGCCUGCGCGCACCGGGCCCUGGGCGCCAGCGUCAUGGUGGCCAAGGGCUGCGGCCAGUGCCUCAACUUUGACUGCAGCUUCAUCGUGGUGCUGAUGCUCAGACGCUGCCUCACUUGGCUGCGGGCCACGUGGCUGGCUCAGGUCCUGCCGCUGGACCAGAACAUCCAGUUCCACCAGCUCAUGGGCUGGGUGGUGGUUGGGCUCUCCCUUGUGCACACCGUGGCCCACGUUGCGAACUUCGCGCUCCAGGCUCAGUCCGGGGCCAGCCCCUUCCGGUUUUGGGAACUGCUUCUCACCACGAGGCCCGGCAUUGGCUGGGUCCGUGGCUCCGCCUCCCCGACCGGAGUGGCGCUGCUGCUGUUGCUGCUCCUUAUGUUUGCCUGCUCCAGCUCCUGCAUCCGAAGGAGCGGCCGCUUUGAGGUGUUCUAUUGGACUCAUCUGUCCUACCUCCCCAUGUGGAUCCUGCUCAUUGUGCAUGGGCCCAGCUUCUGGAAGUGGCUGCUGGUCCCUGGCAUCUUGUUCUUCCUGGAGAAGGCCAUCGGGCUAGCGGUGUCCCGCAUGGCAGCCCUGUGCAUCGUGGAAGUCAAUCUCCUUCCCUCCAAGGUCACCCAUCUGCUCAUCAAGCGGCCCCCUCUGUUCCACUAUAGGCCGGGCGACUACCUGUAUCUGAACGUCCCCACCAUUGCGCGUUACGAGUGGCACCCGUUCACCAUCAGCAGCGCGCCGGAGCAGAAAGACACCAUCUGGCUACACGUCCGGUCCCAAGGGCAGUGGACAAACAGGCUGUAUGAGUCCUUCAAGACAUCAGACCCUGUGGACUCCAAACGGCUGUCAAGGAGUUUGAGGAUGAGAAGGAGCCAGAGGAAGCCCCAGAGUUUUCAGUGCCAGCCCGUCCGGUCCGGAGCCGCGGUGCAGGGAGCUAUGGCCUCCAGCAAGGAUGUCACCGUGGAGCUGACAUCCUACAGGCCCAGGGGGACUCCACAGCAUGGAGACCCAGGCCCGGUGCCCACAGGGACAGAGGAAUCGGCUCAGGCACAGCGGAGAACCACGUCUGAGUGGGGUCUGGUCUCCGAGAUGUCCUCUGAGAACCAUCUGUUUUGCAACAUCAAGUGCUAUAUCGACGGCCCUUACGGAACCCCCACCCGCAGGAUCUUUGCCUCUGAGCAUGCGGUGCUCAUCGGAGCAGGCAUCGGCAUCACCCCCUUCGCUUCCAUCCUGCAGAGCAUCAUGUACAGGCACCAGAAGAGGAAGCACAUCUGCCCCAGCUGCCAGCACUCCUGGAUGGACAACGUCCAGGAUGAGGACAUGAAGCUCCACAAGGUGGACUUCAUCUGGAUCAAUCGAGACCAGCGGUCUUUCGAGUGGUUUGUGAGCCUGCUGACCAAACUGGAGCUGGACCAGGCCGAGGAGACACGAGAGGGCCCCUUCCUGGAGCUGCAUAUGUACAUGACCUCUGCACUGGGCAAGAAUGACAUGAAGGCCAUUGGCCUGCAGAUGGCCCUCGACCUCCUGGCCAAGAAGGAGAAGAAGGACUCCAUCACGGGCCUCCAGACACGCACCCAGCCUGGGCGGCCUGACUGGAGGAAGGUGUUCCAGAAAGUGGCUGCUGAGAAGAAGGGCAAGGUGCAGGUCUUCUUCUGUGGCUCCCCAGCUCUGGCCAAGGUGCUCAAGGGCCAUUGUGAGCACUUCGGCUUCAGAUUCUUCCAAGAGAACUUCUAGCCUCACCUCUGCCAAACCCACCCCGCCAGCCGAUUUGAUCACAUUGCUUCUGUGCCCCGCAGGGGCCAGCCUCAGAGGGCCUGCCUAGUCCUGCUCCACACCCGGCACAGGAGGGCCCAGGGGCAGAUGGACUUCCUUCAGGACCCAGGGGACAGGGCAGUGGCCUGCGCGGGGGCCGCUGUGCAUUCUGGGAUUGCUGAGAAACUGAUCAGACCCAAGGCGCCGCGGAGGGGGGUGCAGAGGGCGCUUGCCAGGCGACUGCUCCUCCCAAAGUCCUCGGAGGAAGCCUUCCCCUACAACAGUGGUCCCAGACCUGCCUAAUCAGCACAGUCAUUCAGGAUUCUAUCCCAGCAUUUUCUUAUGAAAAUUUUCAAACAUACACACAGCUAAACGGAUCGUACAGUGAACGGGGCUACCCACUUGCUGGGUUCCUCCGUUAACAUGCCGCUGUAUUUGCUUUACUGCAUAUUAUCCGUCUGCCCCGUUCUGUCUCCACCCAUUGAUGCAUCUUGUCUUUCGGAUGCACUUCAAAGCACGCUUUGCUGCUCAGAGGAGCUUUCUUUCCAUGCAGACUCCUGGGCCCCACUCCCAGAAAUUCUGAUUGCGAAGUUCUGGGGAUGAGACCUGGAAGGCAUAUUUUAUUACAAAUCCAUUCAUUCCCUUAGGAAGAGAUAAGCAGCUUAUUUCCACUUCUCUCUAGGUCACUGUCUCCCCAUCUGUGUCCCUUUGCCGUCCCCCGCCUUUCUCUCCCUGCCUCUCUCUACCUCUCCUCUGCGUGCGUCCCUCCGUGCCCUUCCCUUGUUCCACAUGUCAGUUUCUCCCUUCUCUCCAUGCAUGGAGUCAUUAGAGAAAUAGGAAGGUGACAGUCUGGGG